GGUGUGUUAUGUUUGAGUACUACGAUAGACGCGGGCGGGCUACGGCUGUAUUGGUUUUGAGCGAGCAUAUAUGCGAUGUAUAUUAACGAAAAGGAUUAUUCUAUGAUUUUGUGUUUUAACCGAUAUUCCGAUGUUGCAGAGUGUCACAGACUGCUGAUUUGUGAAUUUUUUAAACUUAUUAUCUGUGGUUUUCUAUUUGAAGUUUGCUCUUGUGACAGGUGGCAAAAAACUAGGUCCCCUUCUUCAAGAGAAUCCUUGCACCACAGCCGAGAACCAAGCUGUCGAUAACGUGAGCUGUGCGACGUUAAAACUGUAUAGGACACAUUAUCCAAUUUCUUAAAUAGUGAUAAAACCAGCUUGUGAGCAUCCUCACAGGUUUCGAUUGUGAUUUUAGUUGUAAAAAGUGUUAAAAAAAUUCGUGAUAUUAUGUAUAACCUGAACAUUAGUUUGGCCGAAACGGCUGCGCAUGCGGCCAACAAUCUACUGAUAGAAACUAAUGGACCUACGCCUAGGACACCGGAGAUUUUGAAUUCUCUGAUCGCCAUGACAAAUCCCCUCGAUAACUAUUUUGGAGAUGGUAGUCACAAGGUCAAAAACGGGCCUCCAACGAACGUCUCCACGGAUUCAAACUCCUCCAGCUCUUCCCAACUGGAAUCGCCAACAGCCAAUAAUCCGCCCAGCGUCCAACACACAUGCUCCCAACUGAUAAAAGCGGGACUCAAACUGACGAUCGAACAGAAGCGAAAACUGCAGCAGGACUGUGACGACUUCCUUGACCUCGAUAAACUCCCAAAAAGGCCAAGGAAAACCGAGUGUAGCGAGAGCGAAGAGGAUAAGACCAAGUUGGACAGCGGGUUGACCCCCGAAGACGAGGAAAGACGCAGACGAAGAAGAGAGCGCAACAAAAUCGCCGCCACAAAAUGCCGUUUGAAGAAACGCGAACGCACCGCCAACUUGAUCACCGAAUCCGAGACCCUGGAAACUCAAAAUUUAGAAUUGAAGAAUCAGGUGCACGAGCUCCAGCAACAGAAACGCACUCUGGAGGAAGUACUAGCCCAUCACCGUCCCCAGUGUCAACACCAAAUCAAACAGGCGACAAGAGACGCCCUGUAUAAACUUCCCCCCGUGUCAUCGGUGAUAGAGAACCAUUCCUACAGCCACUCAAACCACAGUUUCGACAGGACGGCACAGAUGAGUUACUCUAGGUCCAAUUCGCCCUGUCUGAAUUUCGCGAACUACGUGAAAAAUAACCAGUAUAAAAAUCCACCCAAGAUAAUCGUCGAAGAAAUCAACGACAACUCGGUGCUGAUUACGAACCUUGACAACCCCCACGUUCACCAGAAUUAUUACAAUCAGUGUCACAAUUACCCGAGUCAAAGUUACAGCAGUUCUUCUGGACUGGGUAACGGCUGUUUAGCGUGAUGAAAAAUCCCCAAAAACCUGACCAUUAUAUCGGGGAUGUUCUGAUUAUUUUUGAGAAUUUUAUUGUAUUUUUGAAGUUUAUAUUUUGUAUAUUUAUUUGAGUCCAACAGUUUAAUUGUAAGCCAUUUCAUCAGGAUUUUCAAAUAUCAAUAGAUUUCCAAUUUGUUAGUUAUAUCCGUGUUUCUAUUUAACGUUAUGGAAUGUUUUUCUUUUUAAUUUUGCGGAAUCUUCACUGUGAAAUAUCCUCAUAUUAUUUUGAUUCUUUUGAAUAAAAUAUUCGAUAUAUGUUUGGGCAGUACCCUCAAAUGAUGUACAGAGUGUAGGUAAAUAGAAUAGGGAUGAUUUAUUAUCAGAAAAAAAAAUGUACAGCCCCCUAAAAAUGGCAUGUGGCAAUUUUCGUUUUUUUCUUAGAAACCAGAAAUUGAGCUGACAUUUUAUGGGGCAAUAAAAAAAAAGGUAGUUUCGUGACAUUCCAGUUUUUGCCCGCAAAAAGGAAUAUGAUUUUUUUAAAAAUCAUCUCAAUAUUUCAGGAAAAUUUCAUCAUAGUAAGAAAAUAUUCCUGAAAUAUUGCCCAAUACAACAAGGUAGAGCUCAAAAUCAUAAAAACAAACCUUGAAUUAACCGACGACGAACAAAAUCAGAGAAAUCAAUAAAUUAGUAAUCCUGGAUAUUGUCCAAACAUAUAAAAAUUAUAAAAGUUGAUUGACCUCAUACCCAGCAAUAAGAAUAAAUCUUCCAAAAUAUUUCGAAGAGGAAAAUUUGGUAGGUAUAUACCUACUCAUAAAUGAAGAGGGGAAUUUUUCAGUCGAUUUCCUCAUAACUUUUUGUAUUUUAUUUCAAAAUUUUACCCAUUGCUGGACUAAGACUUGUUACCAGAUCUGAGUUUAUAUAAAUAUAGAUAUUUAGAUGUUGAUGUAAUUAUUAUAAGUAUGAAAAAACGUUGUUUUGUAUAUUCACGGCAGAACCACAAAGUAACAGCAUUCCAAAAAUAGAAUAUGAAUUGAAAAAUCUACUUUGUACACUAUUUAUACUUACUUUAACAGUUCUGUUUACUGCCGCAUUUUUAUCGAUUUUUUUAUUAUCACAUUUUUAAAUAUUUAGUCGUUGUUAUCAGUGAAUAUUUUUCUAUCUACGUAGUUUUAGGAACGCCUUUAAUGUACCUAUCCUCGACAAACCUUCACCUCCUUAUCACUGAAAAAUUAUAAAAGAAAUGUAACACCAUUUUCAAGGAUAUUUCAUCCAUACGAAAAAUAAUGGAAUAACCUUGAAAUAAUUUCUUUAGCCGUCAGAAUAUUUAUAAAAAUCUGUCACAUUCCUUUUAUAAUAAUUUUUCGUUUUUCAUUUAGUUACUUAAGCAAUUUAUUUCUCAUAAAUUCGCUUUUAAGAUUAUUAGCUUGAAUGAAGCAUUAUUGUUGAUAGAAUGCAAAUCAUUAAUUGUUUUAUUCAGAAACUGUGCCUUAUUGUUGAUAGAACAAUAGCGAUGGCAUACGUUUAUAAACUUCAAAACUUAUAAAGCUUAUAAAUUGUGAUAAAGAAUUCAACACAAAUAUUCAUAAGAGAACAUGGAAAAUGUAUAAUCAUAACAUCACUUCCAAAUUCUAGUUUUAAUCAAAGUCUAUCAUCACUAGUCUAACAGCUUCUCAGGAUUCAGGAAAAAAUUCUGCUUGAUGUUUUAUUUCUAUUCGACUUCUGACUUAUUUUAUCGACAUUACUAAUGAAAAAACUGAAUGAUCAGAAUUGGACGAUGUAUUUCUACUCUCUCUCUAUCUCGAGUCUUCCUUCAUUGUCGCACAUCUACUUAGUUUCUCACAAGAACGAACUAUCUAGAGGACAGUUUGUCUAUAGUUUUUCCGAAUCAGCAAUAAAAUUUUCUGAGUAUUUUAUAUCUUAGGCUGAUUUUUACACCAAGCAUGUGCCAUUAGAAUAUUCUUCCGCGUAUAUCCUCAGUGAAACUCUAAAUGCACAAAUGCUUUUUACGUUAUUUUUCUACGUUUUGAUACUUUCCAGAAUUUCUAUUUAACAACCGUUACUAAACUCCAGACUUUCAACAGAUUUGUGUGAGUUACCUGUAUGGAAAACGGGUUAGAUUAUUUUUAAAUUUGUGCCUUAUAUACAUGUAAUCUGUGGAAUACUGGAUUCAAUAAAAGUUAUUUUAUUUUGGAA
Coccinella septempunctata (seven-spotted ladybird) is the source of this 3585-nucleotide messenger RNA. RefSeq names its product activating transcription factor 3 (gene Atf3). Gene Ontology annotation, molecular function: RNA polymerase II cis-regulatory region sequence-specific DNA binding; DNA-binding transcription factor activity, RNA polymerase II-specific. Gene Ontology annotation, biological process: regulation of transcription by RNA polymerase II. Gene Ontology annotation, cellular component: nucleus. The transcript has 4 exons. The record is from RefSeq and is a predicted model, not a curated record. Lineage: Eukaryota; Metazoa; Arthropoda; Insecta; Coleoptera; Coccinellidae. Bases 427 to 1422 code for a protein of 331 amino acids.